AUGAUCGAAGACGACAUCUACCGCACAUCCUCCCAGUUCCGACUAUGGUCUUACACACAAAGCUCACUGAAGUCUCUACGCACCACGACCAACCAUAUCGCAAGCGAGCGAGUACGUGCCGCGCUGCGUCGAGCUCGAGAACGCCACCUCUCUGCCACACCUUCUGCGACAGGAACACCACAGCCAGGAAGUGACGCCGAAGACAGAGAUAUCGAAUGCUUGACACCCGAAGAAGAGCUUGUCCUGGUUCGAUACUACUGUGAAAAGACAGUCGAACUCGGCGACACAUAUAGGCCACCACUCCCCACGAAUGUCCGCGCCACCGCAAUCCAAUACCUCCGCCGCUUCUACCUCACGAACUCCCCGAUGACCUACCACCCAAAAUCCAUCAUGGCCUGUGCCCUCUUCGUCGCCACAAAGACAGACAACUACUACAUGUCCCUCCGGCAAUUCGCCGAAGGUAUCCCCGGCGACACAACAGCGGACGAUGUCAUCGCCCCGGAAUUCCUGCUCAUGCAAGGCCUCCGCUUCACAUUCGACGUCCGCCACCCAUUCCGCGGCCUCGAAGGCGGCGUCAUGGAACUCUCAGCCAUCGCCCAAGGCCAGGGUAAACCGGCGCCCCAUCUACCACACCACACACCCGAAAGCCUCAAGCAGGGAAUACUCUCGCUCGCACUGCCGCCUGUUCCAUGUACAUCAAUCACAGACCGUAUCGGCCGCGCCCACGGUGCUACACGCGAACUCCUCAAAUCCGCCGCGCAAAUGACGGACGCAUACUUCCUCUACACACCCUCCCAAAUCUGGCUAUCAGCCUUCCUCCUCGCCGACAAACCCCUCGCCGAAUUCUACCUGGACACCAAACUCGGCGGUCCCCUCGAACAAACCACCACCGACAGUCCAUCUCCCCUGCAAAACCCGCUCUACGAGCUCCGCACAAAACUACUCAACGUGCUCACGGACUGCGGCGCGCUUUUGCAAUCGUACACGCCCCUCUCGUCGGACCCGGAUCAGAUGAAGAGUCUUAAACGGAUUGCGAAGAAAUUGUAUCAUUGCCAGAAUCCGGAGAAGGUUAAUUUGAAGCGUGAUUCUGCGGUGCCGAGGUCGACGCCUGCUGGGGAUGCGGGGACGGCUACGUCCGAGAGUGAGACGGAGAGGUUGGCGAAGAAGAGGAAGUUGGAGAUGGAGCAGAAGCAGCGGGGGACACAGGAUAUGUUUGGGCCCGAGUUGGUGGCGGGUCGGACGAAGCAUUGA
Molecule: messenger RNA, 1251 nt
Organism: Penicillium cataractarum
Lineage: Eukaryota; Fungi; Ascomycota; Eurotiomycetes; Eurotiales; Aspergillaceae
Product: TFIIH complex kinase subunit CCL1
Exons: 2
Coding region: 1-1251 (416 amino acids)
Biological process (GO): regulation of transcription by RNA polymerase II; regulation of cyclin-dependent protein serine/threonine kinase activity
Cellular component (GO): transcription factor TFIIK complex; nucleus
Molecular function (GO): cyclin-dependent protein serine/threonine kinase regulator activity
Source: RefSeq, a predicted model, not a curated record